CGGCCGCCGCGGCCCCUGGCAGCGCUCCCGGUGGGAGAGGCCGGUGCCCCGCUCUCACUUCCCCGCUCCACCUUCCUCCUCCUCCUCUCACGGCUCGAUCGCGCCCAUGUAUGAAGGGAAGAAGACGAAAAACAUGUUUCUGACCCGGGCCCUGGAGAAGAUCCUGGCCGACAAGGAGGUGAAGAAGGCGCAUCACUCCCAGCUGCGCAAAGCCUGCGAGGUGGCACUAGAGGAAAUAAAGGCUGAAACAGAAAAGCAAAGUCCCCCUCAUGGAGAAGCAAAGUCUGGUUCAAGCACUCUUCCACCUGUGAAAUCAAAGACAAGCUUCAUUGAAGCGGACAAGUACUUCCUACCAUUUGAAUUGGCAUGCCAGUCCAAGUGCCCCAGGAUUGUCAGUACAUCUCUAGAUUGUUUACAGAAACUUAUAGCAUAUGGGCACUUGACAGGGAAUGCUCCAGACAGUACAGCUCCAGGAAAAAAACUAAUUGAUAGAAUUAUCGAGACAAUAUGUGGCUGUUUUCAAGGCCCUCAAACAGACGAAGGGGUUCAGCUACAAAUAAUAAAGGCUUUGCUCACUGCAGUAACAUCUCAACACAUAGAAAUCCACGAAGGAACAGUACUACAGGCUGUAAGAACAUGUUACAAUAUCUACCUAGCAAGCAAAAAUCUUAUCAAUCAAACUACAGCCAAGGCCACUCUAACACAAAUGCUGAAUGUCAUUUUUGCACGUAUGGAAAAUCAAGCACUUCAGGAAGCCAAACAGAUGGAAAAGGAAAGACACAGACAGCAACACCAUCUCCAGCAGUCUCCAGUAAGCCAUCAUGAGCCUGAAUCACCUCAAUUGAGACAUAUUCCAGCACAGGCUGAUCAGCUGUCCAAAGACCAUGAGAGAGAGCUUGAUCACAGCACAAACGAUGUGGACAAGAACCUUCAAGAAGAUAUUGAGGCAGAAAAUGGAUCUGACAUUUCUAGUGCUGAAAAUGAACAGACAGAAGCUGACCAAGCCACAGCAGCAGAAAAUCUUUCUAAAGCUGAUGGAGGAACUUACGAUGGUGAAAGCAAUGAAUGUGAAGAGAAGGCACAAGAAAUUGUAGAAAGUAUUGUGCAGGAAAUGGUGAACAUAGUAGUUGGAGAUGUGGAAGGGACUGCAGGUGGUGAUGGCACAACUGUAUCAUUAGAGGAUGGCAGUGACAGUGAAAACAUUCAGGCAAAUGGAAUUCCAGGGACUCCAAUUUCUGUUGCUUAUACACCAUCUUUACCCGAUGACAGAUUAUCUGUCUCUUCCAAUGAUACUCAGGAAUCUGGAAAUUCUUCAGGACCUACCCCUGGUGCUAAGUUUUCCCACAUUUUACAAAAGGAUGCCUUCCUUGUAUUCAGGUCACUGUGUAAACUCUCCAUGAAGCCCCUGUCAGAUGGACCACCAGAUCCAAAAUCUCAUGAACUGCGGUCAAAGAUUCUUUCAUUGCAGUUGCUUCUGUCCAUUCUGCAAAAUGCAGGACCAGUCUUCAGGACAAAUGAGAUGUUCAUUAAUGCUAUAAAGCAGUACCUCUGUGUUGCACUGUCAAAAAAUGGAGUCUCAUCAGUUCCAGAAGUUUUUGAACUUUCACUUUCCAUAUUUCUUACCCUCCUGUCAAACUUUAAGACCCAUCUAAAGAUGCAAAUUGAGGUUUUCUUCAAAGAAAUUUUCCUGUAUAUCUUGGAAACUUCUACUAGCUCAUUUGAUCAUAAGUGGAUGGUUAUACAAACACUGACAAGGAUAUGUGCAGAUGCUCAGAGUGUGGUGGACAUCUACGUGAACUACGAUUGUGACUUAAAUGCAGCAAAUAUAUUUGAAAGGCUGGUUAAUGACUUAUCAAAGAUUGCUCAAGGAAGAGGUAGCCAAGAACUUGGCAUGUCCAAUGUUCAGGAAUUAAGUUUGAGGAAAAAAGGACUGGAAUGCUUAGUAUCGAUCUUGAAAUGCAUGGUGGAGUGGAGUAAGGAUCAAUAUGUAAAUCCCAAUUCCCAGACAACCCUUGGCCAAGAAAAACCCACAGAACAGGACAGCAGUGAAACCAAACACCCUGAGACAAUUAACAGAUAUGGAAGCUUAAAUUCUUUGGAUUCUACUGCUUCAUCAGGAAUUGGCAGUUACAGCACACAGAUGUCUGGCACUGACAACCCAGAGCAGUUUGAAGUCCUAAAGCAGCAAAAGGAAAUAAUAGAACAAGGAAUUGACUUAUUCAACAAGAAACCAAAGAGGGGGAUUCAGUACCUGCAAGAACAAGGAAUGCUUGGCACUACCCCUGAAGACAUUGCUCAAUUCUUGCAUCAAGAGGAAAGAUUAGAUUCAACUCAGGUUGGGGAGUUCCUGGGAGACAAUGAUAAAUUUAACAAAGAAGUCAUGUAUGCAUAUGUAGACCAACACGACUUUUCGGGAAAGGAUUUCGUUUCAGCUCUGCGCAUGUUUCUAGAAGGAUUUCGUCUGCCCGGAGAAGCUCAAAAAAUUGAUCGCUUAAUGGAGAAAUUUGCUGCUAGAUAUUUAGAAUGUAACCAAGGGCAAACUCUUUUUGCUAGUGCAGAUACUGCAUAUGUUUUAGCUUACUCAAUUAUCAUGUUGACAACAGAUCUUCACAGUCCACAGGUUAAGAAUAAAAUGACAAAAGAACAGUAUAUUAAAAUGAAUAGAGGUAUCAAUGACAGUAAAGAUCUCCCUGAAGAAUAUUUGUCUGCUAUCUAUAAUGAAAUAGCUGGAAAGAAGAUUUCAAUGAAAGAAACAAAAGAAUUAACAAUACCCACAAAAUCCAGUAAACAAAGUGUUGCUAGUGAGAAGCAGAGAAGACUCCUAUAUAACUUGGAAAUGGAGCAAAUGGCUAAAACAGCUAAAGCUCUUAUGGAGGCAGUGAGCCACGUUCAGGCCCCUUUUACCAGUGCAACACACCUGGAGCAUGUGAGACCCAUGUUUAAGUUGGCAUGGACACCUUUCCUGGCUGCAUUCAGCGUGGGUCUGCAGGACUGUGAUGACACCGAAGUUGCCUCUCUCUGUUUGGAGGGUAUACGAUGUGCAAUCCGCAUUGCUUGCAUUUUCAACAUUCAGCUUGAAAGAGAUGCCUAUGUUCAAGCAUUAGCAAGAUUUACGUUGCUUACAGUGAGUUCUGGUAUUACUGAAAUGAAACAGAAGAACAUUGACACCAUUAAAACUCUCAUCACGGUGGCUCAUACAGAUGGAAACUAUUUGGGAAAUUCCUGGCAUGAGAUUCUGAAAUGCAUCAGUCAGCUUGAACUGGCACAGUUAAUAGGAACUGGAGUAAAACCUCGCUACAUCUCAGGGACAGUGCGUGGCAGGGAAGGUUCUUUUACUGGAACAAAGGAUCAGGCACCUGAUGAAUUUGUGGGGCUGGGACUGGUUGGUGGAAACGUGGAUUGGAAGCAGAUAGCAAGUAUUCAGGAAUCCAUUGGAGAAACUAGCUCCCAAAGCGUUGUUGUUGCUGUAGACAGAAUAUUUACGGGAUCUACAAGGUUGGAUGGAAAUGCUAUUGUGGAUUUCGUGCGCUGGCUUUGUGCUGUGUCUAUGGAUGAGCUGCUGUCUGCCACCCACCCUCGAAUGUUUAGUCUGCAGAAGAUAGUAGAGAUUUCUUACUACAACAUGGGCCGGAUCAGGUUACAGUGGUCUAGGAUCUGGGAAGUUAUUGGCGAUCAUUUUAACAAGGUUGGCUGCAAUCCCAAUGAAGAUGUAGCUAUUUUUGCAGUAGACUCAUUAAGGCAAUUGUCAAUGAAGUUCUUGGAGAAAGGAGAACUUGCUAAUUUCCGAUUCCAGAAGGACUUCCUAAGACCAUUUGAACAUAUCAUGAAGAGAAACAGGUCUCCUACUAUUCGAGACAUGGUUGUACGGUGUAUUGCACAGAUGGUGAAUUCCCAGGCUGCUAACAUUCGUUCUGGCUGGAAAAACAUUUUUUCAGUGUUUCAUCUGGCAGCCUCAGAUCAGGAUGAAAGUAUAGUGGAACUGGCAUUCCAGACUACAGGACACAUUGUCACAAUCGUGUUUGAGAAACACUUCCCAGCAACCAUAGAUUCUUUCCAGGAUGCAGUGAAGUGCUUGUCUGAAUUUGCCUGCAAUGCAGCAUUUCCAGAUACCAGUAUGGAAGCGAUCCGCCUCAUUCGCCACUGUGCAAAAUACGUGUCUGACAGGCCUCAGGCAUUCAAGGAAUACACAAGUGAUGAUAUGAAUGUAGCUCCUGAAGACAGAGUGUGGGUGCGAGGAUGGUUCCCAAUUCUCUUUGAGUUGUCCUGUAUCAUCAAUAGAUGCAAAUUAGAUGUAAGAACCAGGGGCUUAACAGUAAUGUUUGAAAUAAUGAAGACAUAUGGCCAUACCUAUGAAAAACACUGGUGGCAAGAUUUGUUUCGGAUUGUCUUCAGGAUAUUUGACAACAUGAAACUGCCAGAACAGCAGACUGAGAAAGCUGAAUGGAUGACAACUACUUGCAACCAUGCACUUUAUGCAAUCUGUGAUGUAUUUACACAGUAUUUAGAAGUACUUAGUGAUGUUCUUUUGGAUGAUAUAUUUGCACAGCUGUACUGGUGUGUGCAGCAAGACAAUGAACAACUGGCACGAUCUGGUACAAACUGUUUGGAGAAUGUUGUCAUCCUUAAUGGUGAAAAGUUUACCCUAGAAAUCUGGGAUAAAACUUGCACUUGCAUGCUGGAUAUUUUCAAAACUACAAUCCCUCAUGCGCUGCUGACUUGGAGACCAGUCGGUGGGGAGUUCUGCUCUGGCUCUCCCUCUGAUGCAAAAGAAAAGCUGGAUACAAUCUCCCAGAAGUCAGUAGAUAUCCAUGACUCCAUCCAGCCUCGACCUUCAGAUGGACGCCCAUUUCAGCCCAGCACAGGGGCCACAGUAGCGGAGGAAGCGACUAAAGCCAGGCCAGCAGCAAAAUUUCCAGAACAGAAGUUAUUUGCUGCUCUUUUGAUCAAGUGUGUUGUACAGCUGGAACUCAUUCAGACGAUCGACAACAUUGUGUUCUUCCCAGCGACUAGCAAAAAAGAGGAUGCAGAGAAUCUAGCAGCAGCACAGAGAGAUGCAGUAGACUUUGAUGUCCAUGUGGAUACACAGGAUCAAGGGAUGUAUCGUUUCCUAACAUCACAGCAGCUUUUCAAACUUCUCGAUUGUCUGCUGGAAUCUCACAGAUUUGCUAAAGCAUUUAAUUCAAACAAUGAACAAAGAACUGCUCUCUGGAAAGCAGGUUUCAAGGGCAAGUCCAAGCCCAACCUGCUGAAGCAGGAGACGAGCAGCCUGGCCUGCGGGCUGCGCAUCCUGUUCCGCAUGUACAUGGACGAGAGCCGCACCAGCGCCUGGGAGGAGGUCCAGCAGAGGCUGCUGAAUGUCUGCAGCGAGGCUCUGAGCUAUUUCCUCACUCUUACAUCAGAAAGUCAUCGGGAAGCCUGGACUAACCUUUUACUCUUAUUUUUGACUAAAGUCCUGAAGAUAAGUGAUGAAAGGUUCAAGGCCCAUGCCUCAUUCUACUAUCCUUUGCUGUGUGAAAUCAUGCAGUUUGACCUUAUUCCCGAGCUCCGGGCUGUGUUGCGAAGGUUUUUCCUGCGGAUCGGGGUGGUUUUCCAGAUAUCCCAACCACCAGAACAAGAGCCUGGAAUAAGCAAGCAUUAGCAGAUAGUGAUGCUCUGUUUCCAAGUUUAUAUUCCUCAGCUAAAUAAAAGGACCAGGUAGCUGGGCCAUUCUGUCUGGGUCUCCAUGUAAACGGUUUCUUUCUCUGGCAACGUUGUAUCCAAGGGUGAACGGUACAGACGCUUCCAACUGUAAUUAAGGCUUGCAGCACUCCAGUCCCUCUCUUUCCUGGCGGAUUCUCUCUCAUCGGUUUCUCUUGCCUGGCUCCUGCUGAGCACAGAGCCAGUUUAUAGCACAGUCCCCCUUGUCAGCACGGGCUGCAGUGUCCUUUACUGUCCUAGACAGCAGCAUAGCAACAGAUGUUUAUGGCGGGUGUGAAAGUGAAGUGUACCCAAAGAAACAUAUAUAUGUAAAGGUUUGAGCUUCUGCGAGAAGUACAACUCAGGAGAGCUGUAUUUUGAAGGAUAAAAUGUUUAUAGUGAAAAGAAAAUGGAGAUUAUUGUUCAUGGAAAAAAUAUUUAGCAACUAUGUCUGAUAUUCUAAGAUUUUUGCACACUCAGGCUGUCUGAGACAUUGGUAAUCAUCCUUCUGUGAAAAUGUACAGAGAUGCAGAUCUGUAAUAUAAACUCUUUAACACUAUACAGUUCUUCCCAAAUUAUUUUAUUUCUGUAAUACUGAUUUGUUGAAAGCCCAUAACUCUUCCUUGUUUACCAAAUGCACUAGAAGUUUGGGUUUCUUUUUUGGGUUGUGAUUUUUUUUUCUUCUUCCUUUUUUGUUAUUUUUGUUUUGUUUUGUUUCAUUGUAGCCCAGAAGUUAUUGUUGCCGACUUUUGUCAAGAACAGCGGUAGAAAUAUCACGACUGACAUAACUACCUGUAAUAUACUUGUUUUAGGGCUUUGAAAUUUAACGAGCCAUUGAAAUGAUGAUCUUUCAAGGACUGGAACUUGAAUCACUGCAAACAAGUCUAGGUUGUGUCUGCUGUCAGAUGUUUUUUUGUUUGAUGUAGAUUUCACUCUUAUGUACAGAAUUUAAUGUUGGAUAUAUUCAAGUAACAAAUCUGGCAUGGUUUGGGGAUGGUUAAAUUUAUUGGAAAUGUAUUCAUACUGUGAAUUGUGCUCUGAUGGUUAACAGACGAGAUUGUCAAGCAUUCUGUAUUACAAUGGAUGUAGAAAUUUUUUUCAGAUGGACAAAAUGUAUAUGGUACAGAUAUGUAAAGUUUUCUAUGUAAAAAAAAAAUUCUGUACAACUUUCUGUACAAUAUUUGGUUCUCAUCUGGCAUAUUCUAAUCAGGUUAUAGGUCAAUAAAGUUUUUGAACUCUUUCA
Agelaius phoeniceus (red-winged blackbird) is the source of this 6919-nucleotide messenger RNA. It is a transcript of the gene ARFGEF1, whose product is annotated as ARF guanine nucleotide exchange factor 1. Lineage: Eukaryota; Metazoa; Chordata; Aves; Passeriformes; Icteridae. Gene Ontology annotation, biological process: regulation of ARF protein signal transduction. Gene Ontology annotation, molecular function: guanyl-nucleotide exchange factor activity. The record is from RefSeq and is a predicted model, not a curated record.